Cylicocyclus nassatus is the source of this 1521-nucleotide messenger RNA. Lineage: Eukaryota; Metazoa; Nematoda; Chromadorea; Rhabditida; Strongylidae. The record is from the annotation of a GenBank genome assembly.
AGCAAAUUCAGAUGAGCGGCACGCCAUACAGUGGCGUUCCAACAAUUCCCCCACCACAGUUCAGCACUUUUGCAACUGUGAUUGAUCCACCUCGGCCAUUGCCAGAUUUCGUUGCGAACCCGCUCGUUCAUGCACCCGCUCCUACUGCCGAACCGCACACCGUCGUUGUACCAUAUCCCACUGUAGACGCUCAAGCCGACCUUCCUCCAAAGCCCGAUUUAGGAGAGUCAAAACCUAGCACGGUUCAAGAAUCGUUUGCGAUUCCAUCCACUGAAAAGAAAUCGGCGGAUACCAAUCAGGCUGCGACUGAUACGUCGUCUCACCAUAAAAAGACUCAUAAGCUACCUUUAGCACCUACUUCUUCUAAAGGAUACGUUGCCAAACGAACUUUCAAGGUCAUUAUCGUUGGUGACGCCGGGGUGGGCAAAACAUGUCUUUCAUUUCGAUUUUGUUGUGGUAGAUUUCCGGAGCAUACGGAAGCUACCAUAGGUGUAGACUUUCGAGAGCGAAGCUGUGUGAUAGAGAAGGAAUUGUUGAAGGUGCAAUUAUGGGACACCGCUGGUCAGGAGAGGUACAGACAUUCCAUCGUUGCACAUUAUUAUCGGAAUGUCAAUGCCGUUGUGUUUGUCUACGAUGUGACUAGCCCAUCUUCUUUCGCUUCUCUACGUUCGUGGAUCAACGAGUGCGAGAAAAAUGGCCUAACCGCUGAGUCCGAUGUGCCUCGGAUUUUAAUUGGCAACAAGUGCGAUCUGAAGGCAACAAACCCUCAGCGUGUUGACACCGAUGCUGCUCAGAUAUUUGCUGAUCAUAACAAUAUGGCAUUGUUCGAGACUUCUGCUAAAGCUGACUCUGAGGCGGAUCACGUGGAGUCCAUAUUUCUUACUCUCUUACAUAAAUUGCAACAGAGUAAACCCAUGCAUGUGCAAAGUGAAGUUGAACGACAUGCAAAGGAACAGGAGAGGCUCGUCCUGAAGGCCAGCGAAGCGAACAGUCUCAAUGAGGAAGGAUGGUGUUGUUGAGGCCAUGGUAAAAUCUUGGCAUGGUAUAUUUUAGAGCAUUUAUCAAGUUUAUGUGAUAAAUUUCGCAGCUGAUUUGUUUUGGUGUGCGUUCUCUAAUCUUUUUGUGCUCUAUUGUCAUGUAUACCGUGCUAACAUUGUAGUCUUUGCAUGUUUGAUUAGCUUAUAUGACUUUCGAAUGAGCGAAUCAAUGAUAACGGAUAUUAUGGGUGAGUGUUAGUGGGUAGAAAAAUCCGCUAGAGGAUGCAUUCAUUGCCUUACUACUGACGUCGUUUUCCUUCAAAACUCAAAGCUUACCGCAAAGAGAAGCUAGUUUGCGUAACUCUUCAGAAGCACUUUGUGGGCUGUGAUUCUGUCGCUCUUCUCUUUUCCAUCUGAUUGUGAGCGUAGUAGAUCAUUGUUUUAUUUAUCCUUCCACAUUUUGUUUUUUUUGCUCGCGCACUGUGAUCGAUGGUUUCUCGGUGAUGAUACUAAUAUAUAAUUUAUUGGAAUCGUAAAACAACAU